Amphimedon queenslandica is the source of this 703-nucleotide messenger RNA. RefSeq lists its product as uncharacterized. The transcript has a single exon. The record is from RefSeq and is a predicted model, not a curated record. Bases 29 to 520 code for a protein of 163 amino acids. NCBI's taxonomy places the organism in Eukaryota, Metazoa, Porifera, Demospongiae, Haplosclerida, Niphatidae. Gene Ontology annotation, cellular component: membrane.
UGCUCAGCAAUUGUUCAUCUCCCUCAUCAUGCUAUUAUCAAGGGAAAGCAAAGCUUUGUUUUUGCUUUAUCUACUUGUCUCAGUUCAAGCUGUCUAUGGUGACGAUCAACUUAAAGUUGAUGCCCAUUGGAAAUGUGAAGUUAAAGAAGUGUGCCCUAAAGAUUGCAAAAGAUAUAAUGGCACCAGCACUUUUGAGAGUAUCCUGUCAAAAGGUUAUUCUGUUUUAAAGGUGACCAUAGGUGGAACAGUAGUUGUAGUGGCAACCCCAUAUAUAUUGUAUUUACUAGGAUUUACUACUGUUGGGAUUGCUGCUGGUUCCAUAGCUUCCUAUUUGAUGAGUUACCUUGCACCCACAGUAGCAGGUGGAUUAGUUGCUACACUACAGUCUAUUGCAGCUAGUGGGAUAUCACUUGCAGGUAAAGUGUUGUUGUUUGGUGCUGGUGGAUCUUCUGCCGCUAUCUUGGAUUGGCUUAAUAGUGAUGACGAGGCUCUUAAAAAUCAAUGCUGUUGUCCUACAUGAUCUAGCAAUGAUAACUUUCCUUUUGUUGCUAGAUACUUGAGUUUUCCUUUAUUAUGAUUAUUUUUGCAUUUUGACUUGUUCAAAGUAUUAUAGAGUAUAUACAUCUAUCAAUGUGUGUACACAUACUUGAGUUUGUUAGUCUAUUUCAAUUGAUUGUUAUAAUGGAUAUUCAUUUCUGAUUCU